CCCGUCUCUCCCUCUCCCCUGCUGUGCUCUUAAUUGGGUGUUCGUUGUCUUCUUCUGGUCUCUCUCCCAUUUUGAAGCCACUGUGAUUGAUUUUUUUUUUUAUCACUUCAUCUAAUCUGUUGGGUUUAGAUUAGAUUAAUGGUGUUAGGAAAGGAUACCUUACUUUCAACUGGGCAAUCAAGAAUUUACCUCUUCCCCCUCUCCCUCCCUCCCUCCCUCCCUCUCUCUCUCUCUCUCCCCCCCCCCAUUUUCAUCUCAAGCUCUCCCUCUUUCCCACUGUUCACUGUCUCCUCCCAACAGAGGCUUUAGAUUCAUGAAUUUCCCAUCUUGUGGUAGAAAACAGAGUCCAACCAGAAGGGAAGUGCUGUCUCUGUUCUGGUCUGGGCUAUGUUUCUUUAUCUCCUUCUCACGUUGCUUUAGUUGAACCAGUGGACCUUAUCAGCUCCUCUUUGGCUGCUGGAAAAAAAGAAGAAAAAAAGAAAUGUAGGGCCAAUCAUUCAGCUGCAAAGAUCCAUUUUUUGGCACUUACUCAGCUGCCACUUCUCUCUGUAAAAGUCCUAAAGUUGAAAUCUUUCCAUCUGUGGGAAUGUGUAAUUGAAGCUUUGGGAGUUGGAGUGCUGCAGAGGAAGGAAUGCAGAUAAUUUGUUUUGUAGUAUUCUCAUUGCUGGUAGUGAAGGACUCAUUGGGGCAACAAGCAGAGUUCGAAGCACUCCUAGAUCUCAAGAAAGGGUUCCGAGUCGACCCAUCAGGGCAAAUCCUCAGUUCAUGGAGCUCCAACUCCGUAUCCUCGGACCGGUGCCCUGAGAAUUGGCUUGGAAUCAUGUGUUCCGAUGGACACGUGAUCUCGAUUGUUCUGGACAAUGUAGGACUAACCGGAGAAUUCAGCUUCUCUGCAGUAUCUUCGUUCGCAAUGCUCCAGAAUCUCUCGCUCUCCAACAACCAGUUGACUGGGAACAUCUCCGAAUCGGCGCCGGGAUUUGUCCACCUGAAGUACUUGGAUUUGCAUAGUAACGGGUUCGUUGGGGAUGCAAUGGGGUUAAUUUCCCAACUGGGUCGCAUUGAAUAUGCCGACCUCAGCAGCAACAAGUUCUCUGGCUCUAUGGACAUAGAUGUGGGGGACACGAAAUUUGUGUCCAUGAUUCGGUACUUGAACCUCAGCAACAACUUGUUGGCGGGAGAGCUCUUUGCUCACGAUGGGAUGCCGUUUUUCGACAGUUUGGAGGUGUUCGAUGCUAGUAAUAACCAGUUGACUGGGAAGCUACCUUCCUUCGAGUUUGUCGUGUCCCUCAAGAUUCUCCGGCUCGGUAAUAAUCGGCUGUCCGGGCCUUCGCCUCAGGCACUCUUGCAAGAGAGCUCCAUGAUAUUGACUGAGCUCGAUCUCAGUAGGAAUCAGCUAGAAGGUCCAGUAGGAAGGAUAACUUCUUCAACUCUCAAGACUCUGAACCUAUCUUCAAACAGACUAUCGGGCUCGUUACCUCUCACUAUAGGUCAUUGCUCCAUGAUAGAUCUGAGCAACAACACUAUCUCGGGUAACUUGUCUCGGAUUCAGGGUUGGGGAAAUUAUGUGGAAGCCAUCGAUUUGAGCUUGAACUCAUUAACAGGGACAUUCCCGACCCAAACCUCUGAGUUUCUUAGGCUGACUUUGUUGAAGAUUACCCGAAACUAUCUAGAGGGUGGUCUUCCUGAUAUCUUAGGAACAUAUCCGGAGCUGAAACUCAUUGAUCUGAGGCUCAACCAGCUAAAUGGGCCUCUUCUCCCUAGCCUUUUCAACUCCACGAAACUGACCGAACUUAAUCUAUCGGGUAACAACUUCUCGGGUCCAGUCCCGAUCGAGGACAACUACAGUUCUUCUUCCCAGGAGUUGAGCCUCUCAUCUCUUGACCUCUCAAAUAACUCCUUAAGUGGGUCCCUACCUCAGGGAUUAGGAAGAUUUCAAGACUUGGAACAUCUCGAUUUGUCUAUCAAUAAUUUUGAUGGAAGCAUUCCGAGUGAUCUUCCAGGUGCACUGAAGAGAUUUAACGUGUCCUUCAACAAUCUAUCAGGUGUUGUUCCUGAGAAUUUACAGAGAUUUCCCGAUUCCGCAUUCCACCCCGGAAAUUUAUUGCUGAGUUUUCCUACUUCACCUUCAUCCCCUAUAGAAGGCCCGGACCUGAGGUUGAGGGGUCAUGGAUCCCGCCUAAACCCAGCAACUAAGAUAGGUCUCAUUGCUGGUCUUAUUGGAGGUUUCAGCAUUUUGGCCCUUCUUUGCUUCAUUAUUUACUACCGCAAACAUAGGUGGGAGAGUAAAACGGAGACCUCCGAAGGAAAUAUUGGAAAACUAGAACAUCCUCCGAUCAAGGACCUUUCUACUCCUAGUACGUUAGUUCCGAACAAAAUCUCGGAGCUUCCUGAUCAAUCAGCAUCUUGCCAGCCAGAACCUGCUUCUUCUGCGGUGAAGAGUCCUAGUGAUCUUGGUCCUGAAAGAAGAGAUGAAGCGCUAUCUUCGCCAAUUUUCCUACCGUCCUCUUUGAACCCAUCACCUUCCAGAAGCCAAUAUUUCUCGGAAACACCAACGCCUCCCAGUGUUUGUUCUCCAGACAAAUUGGAUGGGGACUUGCACCUGUUCGAUGUCUCUCCCCCCUUCACGGCAGGAGAGCUCUCACGGGCACCUGCAGAAGUCACAGGGAGGAGUUGCCACGGGACUCUGUACAAGGCGAGGCUCGACUCUGGUCAGGUUUUAGCUGUGAAGUGGUUGAGGGAGGGAAUUGCUAAGGGGAGGAAGGACUUCGCCAGGGAAGUCAGGAAGCUAGGGAGCAUCAAGCACCCGAACCUAGUCUCUCUGCAGGGGUACUACUGGGGCCCUCGAGAGCAUGAGAAGCUCAUCAUAUCGAGUUACAUUGACGGAAUUAGUCUCGACCUCUAUCUUCAUGAGACGGAGCCAAAGAAGCUACCGCCCUUAUCUCUCGAGGCACGGCUCAGAAUCUCCAUUGACGUUGCUCGUUGCUUGAACUUCCUCCACAAUGAGAUGGCCAUACCCCACGGGAACCUCAAAUCCACCAACGUCUUGUUGGAGAUCAAUCCCGACCUCAAUGCCCUCCUCACCGACUACAGCCUCCACCGGAUAAUGACAUCAGCUGGCACCACCGAGCAGGUCCUCAACUCGGGCGCCCUAGGCUACCGCCCGCCCGAGUUUGCCAGCUCCACCAGGCCCUGCCCAUCCCUGAAGAGUGAUGUGUACGCAUUCGGGAUUAUAUUACUGGAGCUCCUAACGGGCAGGAGCUCUGGGGAGAUAGUGUGUGGGGACCCGGGAGUGGUCGACCUGACUGACUGGGUGAGGCUGCUGGUUGCAAAGGGCCGAUCAUUCGAGUGCUACGACCCGAACAUGGUUCUGUCAGGGAUGAGCGGUUCAGAGAACCUGCAUAGGAUUCUUGACAGUAUGCUUCCCGUAGCCCUCCGCUGCAUCCUUCCUGCAUCGGAGAGGCCCGAUAUAAGGACAGUUUUCGAGGAUCUUUCGUCCAUAGCCAUGUGAAAAUAGUUUCUCUAGCUUAAUUAGUCCAGUGGCAAAAAAAGAAGCUAACCGCCAUUCCUUAGUUCCUUUAUUAUGCAUUACUAUUGUUUCAAGUAAAUGAUGUUGGGUUUAAGAUUUUGGGCUGUAAGUCAAUUGAGUCGGGGUCAUUGUGUUCAUUGUAGGAGAGGAAGGAAUAAGCUUUUCACAAUGUAAAUGGUUUGGGAACCGGGGAAUAGUCUAUUCAUCUCAAAAUAAACUUCGAUUUUCUGAUCACGA
This is a messenger RNA of Punica granatum (pomegranate), 3763 nucleotides long. The record is from RefSeq and is a predicted model, not a curated record. Lineage: Eukaryota; Viridiplantae; Streptophyta; Magnoliopsida; Myrtales; Lythraceae.